GUCUCAUCUCCCAGGCACCACAUCUCUUGAUUCCUUCCUAGCUUCCAUCUCCCCCGGAGAUCCCAACAAGACAACAUGCCUCCCAAGAAGCCUGAGCCUAAGAAGGAAGCGGCCAAGGCCGCCCCAGCCUCUGCCCCAGCCCCAGCUCCUGAGCCUCCCAGGGAACCUGCCUUUGAUCCCAAGAGUGUAAAGAUAGACUUCACUGCCGACCAGAUCGAAGAAUUCAAAGAGGCUUUCUCGUUGUUUGACCGGACGCCGACUGGAGAGAUGAAGAUCACCUAUGGGCAGUGUGGGGACGUGCUGCGGGCACUGGGCCAGAACCCCACCAACGCCGAGGUGCUGCGCGUCUUGGGCAAACCCAAGCCUGAAGAGAUGAAUGCGAAGAUGCUGGACUUCGAGACGUUCCUGCCCAUCCUGCAGCACAUCUCCCGCAACAAGGAGCAGGGCACCUAUGAGGACUUUGUGGAAGGGCUGCGUGUUUUCGACAAGGAGAGUAAUGGCACAGUCAUGGGUGCUGAGCUUCGCCAUGUCCUCGCCACCCUGGGAGAGAAGAUGACUGAGGCUGAGGUGGAGCAGCUUUUGGCUGGGCAAGAGGAUGCCAACGGGUGCAUCAAUUACGAAGCCUUUGUCAAACACAUCAUGUCUGGGUGAAGCAGAGCCCUCAGGGUGCCUGGCCCUGGGCCACAACCUUUCUGGGGCGAGUUAAGCCAGAGGCCCAGAGUGACUGAGCUGGAGCUGGGGAGCUGGGGUCCUGGACUUGCCACUGCAUCACAGCCCCGAGGACA
Messenger RNA from Odobenus rosmarus divergens (Pacific walrus), 785 nucleotides. It is a transcript of the gene MYL4, whose product is annotated as myosin, light chain 4, alkali; atrial, embryonic. The record is from RefSeq and is a predicted model, not a curated record. NCBI's taxonomy places the organism in Eukaryota, Metazoa, Chordata, Mammalia, Carnivora, Odobenidae. The coding region runs from base 76 to 651 and encodes 191 amino acids. The transcript is spliced from 7 exons. Gene Ontology annotation, molecular function: calcium ion binding. Gene Ontology annotation, cellular component: myosin II complex.